Messenger RNA from Tupaia belangeri chinensis (Chinese tree shrew), 1236 nucleotides. RefSeq names its product pirin (gene PIR). The record is from RefSeq and is a predicted model, not a curated record. The transcript has 10 exons. Gene Ontology annotation, cellular component: nucleus. Lineage: Eukaryota; Metazoa; Chordata; Mammalia; Scandentia; Tupaiidae. The coding region runs from base 158 to 1030 and encodes 290 amino acids. Gene Ontology annotation, biological process: monocyte differentiation. Gene Ontology annotation, molecular function: quercetin 2,3-dioxygenase activity.
UCUCAGGGUUCGGCGCGCCCCCUAACUUCCGGGGUGCGCAUCUCUUUCAGGCGGUGCGGGAGGGGCGCAGAGGCAAAAGGGCAGCAGAGCUGGAGGGAGGAGCGAGAGGCUCGGCGCUGAAGCUCAGCCUCGGAAUACUCUCUCUUUAGACUUCAACAUGGGGUCCUCCAAGAAGGUUACUCUCUCAGUGCUCAGCCGGGAACAGUCGGAAGGGGUUGGCGCACGAGUCCGCAGGAGCAUUGGGAGACCUGAGUUAAAAAAUCUGGAUCCAUUUUUACUGUUUGAUGAAUUUAAAGGAGGUAGACCAGGUGGAUUUCCUGACCACCCACAUCGAGGUUUUGAAACAGUGUCUUACCUCCUGGAAGGGGGCAGCAUGGCCCAUGAGGACUUCUGUGGACAUGUUGGUAAACUGAACCCAGGAGACCUGCAGUGGAUGACAGCGGGUCGGGGCAUUCUGCACGCUGAGAUGCCUUGUACAGAGGAACCAGCCCAUGGCCUACAACUAUGGGUUAAUUUAAGGAGCUCAGAGAAGAUGGUGGAACCUCAGUACCAGGAACUGAAAAGUGAAGAAAUCCCUAAACCCAGUAAGGAUGGUGUGACAGUUGCUGUCAUUUCAGGAGAAGCCCUGGGAAUAAAGUCCAAGGUUUACACUCGCACACCAACCUUAUAUCUGGACUUCAAAUUGGAUCAAGGAGCAAAGCAUUGUCAACCCAUUCCUAAAGGGUGGACAAGCUUUAUUUAUACCAUAUCUGGAGACGUGUAUAUUGGGCCUGAUGCUGCACAACAGAAAAUAGAACCUCAUCACACUGCAGUGCUCGGGGAGGGUGACAGUGUCCAGGUGGAGAACAAGGAUCCUGAGAGAAGCCACUUUGUCUUAAUUGCUGGAGAGCCAUUAAGAGAACCAGUUGUCCAACAUGGUCCGUUUGUGAUGAACACCAAUGAAGAGAUUUCUCAGGCUAUUCUUGAUUUCAGAAAUGCCAAAAAUAGGUUUGAAAGGGCCAGAACUUGGAAGUCAAAGAUCGGGAACUAGUAAAGAACACAAGAGCAGAUCUCCACAGUUUCUUAGAAUUUUGCUCUUUGUGACAUCCAACCAUUCAAGGCAUUCAAUUUCUAAAGCUGACCAAGCCAGCAUUUCCUAAGAAUUCCACAUUAAAGUGAUAACACAAUUUUUGUAGCAAUGCACAUAGGAUGUUACCUGGCACAUGCAAAUAAACCUAAUCGUUGCUUCCUUAAAAA